This is a messenger RNA of Saccharomyces eubayanus, 1632 nucleotides long. It is a transcript of the gene DAL5, whose product is annotated as allantoate permease. Gene Ontology annotation, biological process: allantoate transport; dipeptide transport; transmembrane transport. The coding region runs from base 1 to 1632 and encodes 543 amino acids. Gene Ontology annotation, molecular function: dipeptide transmembrane transporter activity; allantoate transmembrane transporter activity. Lineage: Eukaryota; Fungi; Ascomycota; Saccharomycetes; Saccharomycetales; Saccharomycetaceae. The transcript has a single exon. Gene Ontology annotation, cellular component: plasma membrane. The record is from RefSeq and is a predicted model, not a curated record.
AUGUCAGGGGGUGCGAGCACGAAUUCAAAUGCUUCCAUAGACGAAAAAAACCUAAACAUCACUUCGGAAGCUGAAAUUAAAAACGAAGAUGUAUAUGCGGAACCUGUCCUAAGUACAGUCUUAUCACCUAACGGUAAAGUUGUUUACAUCAGUGACAAGGUAGAUGAGGCUAUGAAAUUGGCCGACGAAGCCAAGGAAAUUGAGGUUACGCCAGAAGAAGACAGAAAACUACGCUGGAAAAUCGAUUAUUGUAUGUUUCCUUUAAUGUGUAUACUGUAUGCCGUCCAGUUCAUGGACAAAAUUUCCACAAGUUCGGCUGCGGUUAUGGGAUUAAGAACUGACUUAAAAAUGCAUGGUGACCAAUACUCCUGGGUCACUUCCGCCUUUUAUUUUGGUUAUUUAUUCAUGAAUCUAGGUCCGGUACAGUUAAUUUUCCAAAAAAGUAAACAUAUGUCCAAGAUGCUUGCAAUUUUCAUCAUUGUGUGGGGAUUACUCUUGGCCUUGCAUGCUGUUCCAUCGGUUAAGUACUCAUCUUUUAUCGCAUUGAGGGUGCUUUUAGGCUGUGCAGAAAGUGUUGUCACACCCUGCUUCACCAUCAUCACUGCUCAAUAUUGGAAAACAGAGGAACAGUUCACAAGAAUCUCAAUUUGGUUUGGUAUGAAUGGUCUUGGGUCCAUUCUGAUCAACGCGAUUGCGUACGGUGUCUAUAUUCAUCAAGAAUCCUAUGCUAUCAAGGGCUGGAGGGCUUUGUUUGUUAUCACCGGUGUAAUUACAAUUUUCGUUGGGGCCUUGAUAUUUCUCUGGAUUCCUGAUGAUCCAUCAAAGGCAAGAUUUUUAUCAAAGAGAGAAAAAUUGAUGGUUGUCCAGAGAAUUAGAUCCAACCAACAAGGGUUUGGUAAUCACGAAAUCAAAAAGUACCAAAUUGUCGAAGCUUUGAAAGAUGUCAGGACUUGGUUAUAUUUCCUUUUCACUGUGAGUUCUAAUAUUCCUAAUGGUGGUAUUUCGAGUUUUAUGAGUAUUCUACUGAACAGCGAUUUCGGGUACUCAUCAAAGGAUACCUUAUUAAUGGGACUGCCUACUGGUGCUGUUGAACUAGUUGGGUGCCCGCUUUUUGGUAUUCUGGCCGUAUACGCAGCUAAUAAGAAAAUACCAUUUUGGAAGUACAAAUUGGCUUGGGCCAUCUUUGCUGCUGUCUUAGCAUUGAUUGCUAGCUGUAUGCUAGGUUUUGCAACCUCUUCAAAAAAGGCAAGACUGGCUGGUGCCUACUUAUGGUAUAUCUCCCCUGUUUCGUUUAUUUGUGUCCUUUCCAAUAUUAGUGCUAACUCUUCAGGCUACAGUAAAAAAUGGACUGUAUCUUCAAUAAAUUUGGCUGCAUAUGCUGCUGCCAACCUUGCUGGCCCACAAACAUUUAUUGCGAAACAGGCCCCCAAGUACCAUGGUGCCAAGGUUGCCAUGGUCGUUUGCUAUGCCGUUAUGAUCGUGCUUUUAUCUGCAUUACUCUUGAUCAAUAUGAGAGAGAAUAAGAGACGUGACAAGAUAGCUGCUGAAAGAGGUUACCCCGAAGAGACAGCAAAUUUGGAAUUUUCUGACUUGACGGAUUUUGAAAAUCCAAACUUUAGGUACACUCUAUAA